CUUGUACUCGUUCCACCAUUCGUAUCCGUUCGUGUCACGUCAGUGCUGGGGAAAAAGGACUUGUAAUUGCAGCGAUGUCAGUUCAGGUUGUGGCAGCGAAAAUGGCCGAGGUCGAAUUAAAAGACGUCCCAAGCAAAGACUUGUCUCCUAUCUCCCCCGUCGCCUCUAAGUCGGACGAGAAAGAGGGCACCAAAACCGAGUCUGCUGCGACUGGGUCCUCGGCUACGUCUCCAACGGCGGAGCCCACUGUGAGGGCAGACCCGAGCCCGAACCCUACGAAGAUGCCGCAGGCUUCAGCUAUGAAGCGUACUGACCAGCAACAAAACGGUGGCGAGGCUUUUGUGAACCAAGACGGUACUGUUGCUGAAGCCCCGAGGAUGAAAAAGAUCCAGUUUGCUGACCAGAAGCAGGAGUUUAACAAACGUCCAUCAAAGAUCGGCCGCCGCUCUCUGUCUCGCUCCAUCUCCCAGUCAUCUACAGACAGCUAUAGCUCAGCUGCGUCCUACACGGACAGCUCAGACGAUGAGACGUCUCCGCGGGACAAGCAGCAGAAGAACUCCAAGGGCAGCGGAGACUUCUGCAUCAAGAACAUCAAGCAGGCUGACUUCGGGCGCAGGGAGAUCGAGAUCGCCGAGCAAGAGAUGCCAGCUCUCAUGGCCCUGAGGAAACGUGCUCAAGGAGAAAAGCCUCUAGCUGGAGCCAAGAUAGUGGGAUGCACACACAUCACCGCUCAGACUGCUGUCCUGAUGGAGACGCUGUCUGCUCUGGGUGCUCAGUGCCGCUGGGCUGCCUGUAAUAUCUACUCCACUCAGAACGAAGUGGCAGCAGCACUCGCCGAGGGAGGUUUCUCUGUGUUUGCUUGGAAGGGGGAAUCAGAGGAUGACUUCUGGUGGUGUAUCGACCGCUGUGUGAACCUGGAAGGCUGGCAACCCAACAUGAUUCUGGAUGACGGCGGAGACCUGACCCACUGGAUCUACAAGAAGUACCCCAACAUGUUCAAGAAGAUCAAAGGCAUCGUGGAGGAGAGCGUCACAGGGGUGCACAGACUGUACCAGUUGUCCAAGGCGGGGAAGCUGUGUGUUCCUGCCAUGAAUGUAAACGACUCAGUGACCAAACAGAAGUUUGACAACCUCUACUGCUGCCGAGAGUCCAUCCUGGAUGGGUUGAAGAGGACCACUGAUGUCAUGUUUGGAGGAAAGCAGGUGGUGGUGUGUGGAUAUGGAGAGGUGGGGAAAGGCUGUUGUGCGGCGCUGAAGGCCAUGGGCUCCAUCGUCUAUGUGACGGAAAUCGACCCGAUCUGCGCCCUGCAGGCCUGCAUGGAUGGAUUCCGAUUGGUCAAACUCAGCGAAGUCAUCCGGCAAGUGGACAUUGUCAUAACUUGCACAGGUAAUAAGAAUGUGGUGGUGAGGGACUAUCUGGACCGCAUGAAGAACGGCUGCAUUGUGUGUAACAUGGGUCACUCCAACACCGAGAUCGACGUGGCGAGCCUUCGGACUCCUGAGCUGACUUGGGAGCGUGUGAGGUCACAGGUUGAUCAUGUGAUCUGGCCUGAUGGCAAGAGGAUAGUGCUGCUGGCAGAGGGUCGCCUCCUGAACCUCAGCUGCUCCACAGUGCCCACCUUUGUUUUGUCCAUCACUGCCACAACCCAGGCUCUGGCUCUGAUUGAGCUCUACAACGCUCCUGAGGGACGAUACAAGCAGGACGUUUACCUGCUGCCCAAGAAGAUGGAUGAGUAUGUUGCCAGUCUCCACCUGCCAACAUUUGACGCCCACUUGACUGAGCUGACCGACGAACAGGCCAAAUAUCUGGGCCUCAACAAGAAUGGCCCCUUUAAGCCCAACUACUACAGGUAUUAGACGAGUGGAGGAGGAGGAGUGCGUCGGGAUGAAGAAGCGGAGAGGAGCUGAGGGGGGGGGGGAGCAAGGGGGUGCCAUGUUGGUUCGGGAGAGGAACCUUCUAGAACCUUCUAGAACCUUCUAUUUAUUAAAUCUACAAACUCCAACUCUGCUGCCCCACUCGUUUCCAUGGAGAUUUUACCCAUGAUCCUCUUAGCCCCAUGUGUCUGUUGUGUCUCCUUCUAGCACUCAUGGUGGGGUGUAUCCUUAACGUGACAAAACACACACACACACACACACACACACACUCACACUCACACACACAGCGAUCAAGGUGGAGUGUAUCCUUAACGUGACAAAACACACAUACAGACACACACACACACAGACUCACACUCUCACACACAUAUUUAUAUAUACGCGCACACACACACACACACACACACACACACACACACACACACACACUCCCAUACACUCGCGCGCACACACACACACACACUAAUUGAUAUGACAACACAAUGUUUUUAUUUUCCUCAGUUGGACGCACUCUCACUCACACACACACACUAAUUACCAUGACAACCCAAUGUUUUUAUUUGACUCUGUGGGAUUUUUGUUUGUGAUUAUUUUGUUCUUUUUACUGAAUUGUUGUGUUGGCAACGAAAUAUAGCCUGGGGCCAAUCAGCCAAUCAUAUCGCUCGCUCGUCAUCACAUGAUUUAAAUCAUUCAGUGUUUGUUUUUAUGAUUGUUGUUACGUGGGGGGGGGGUGGGGGGGUCUGUUGUUGCCGGGUUACCUGUCGUAGAGGAGGAGGAGUUUCAGCUUACUGCUGAUUGGACCAUCACUCCUCUCACUGCCUGCAUCACCUGUCACUCAAACUGGACGCUGAUCUCAGAGUGAGCACUUGUGCAUUAGCUCUUAGGUGUUGGCUUUAAGGUACAUUUCCCAUGAUGCAUUUGGUUUGUGUGGUUUAGUUUCCCAUGAUGCAUUUGGUUUGUGUGGUUAGUCCCCCCCCCCACCUCCGUAACAGUAGAGUGUUGUCCAGACCCUGCCCCCGCGGGAGCUAUUUACAUAUUUAUAUAGAGAUGAUGAUUUUUCUAUCGUUUCCUUCUUCAUGCAAAUGUGUUGUUUUCCAGAGAAAUCACCUGUCCUAUGAGAAGCAAUGAGAUGAGAUGUUUUAUGAUGCUAAAUGUCCAAUUAAAAUCCUGAAACCUG
This is a messenger RNA of Sardina pilchardus (European sardine), 3051 nucleotides long. It is a transcript of the gene ahcyl2b, whose product is annotated as adenosylhomocysteinase like 2b. Bases 75 to 1856 code for a protein of 593 amino acids. Gene Ontology annotation, biological process: L-methionine cycle. The record is from RefSeq and is a predicted model, not a curated record. The transcript has 17 exons. NCBI's taxonomy places the organism in Eukaryota, Metazoa, Chordata, Actinopteri, Clupeiformes, Clupeidae. Gene Ontology annotation, cellular component: cytosol.